Trichoderma breve is the source of this 1170-nucleotide messenger RNA. RefSeq names its product GDSL-like lipase/Acylhydrolase family domain-containing protein. Bases 1 to 1170 code for a protein of 389 amino acids. The record is from RefSeq and is a predicted model, not a curated record. Lineage: Eukaryota; Fungi; Ascomycota; Sordariomycetes; Hypocreales; Hypocreaceae. The transcript is spliced from 5 exons.
AUGCCAAUGCUUGCAGAUAGUGAUAACCUUCCCCCAGAUGACUUUAUACAAGAUGGUGUGGCCUUUUGUAACACCACUAUUCGUCAAACCGUACGACUAUCAAUUGGAACCGAGAAAUUCUUGCGAGUCAGGCUAUCGAAUGCGUUUGGGUCUAAGCCCAUUACCUUAUCACAAACAACGCUGGCACUAGCGACCAAGGAUAAGUCGGGGACCACAGAGAUUCAUUCCGAAACCAUACAGAGCGUCAGAUUUGGCGGAAGCGAAUCUUCUAUUAUUCCAGCCGGAGCGCUUAUGGUUUCUGACGCCGUAAAUUUUGGGUUUCCCUUAAACUCUAAUACUGUAUUGAGUAUCAGUAUCUUCUUUGAAACUGGUCAUGACGCACAGUGCAUAGUUACGCACCCAGGUAGUCGCACUACCUCGUAUUUCACUAAAGGCAAUCAUGUGUCUGAGGGUGACUUCAAUCACCUUACCGUCAAGCAGAAUGAUCACUGGUACUACAUUAGUGGUGUCGAAGUGUUUGCACCUCGAGAUACGCGAGCCUUUGCCCUCAUUGGAGACAGCAUUACAGACGGCAGAUGCAGCAUCACGAAUGGCGAUACCCGGUGGCCGGAUAUCUUAUUUAGGCGACUACAAGCCAGUACAUCCGGAUUACAUACUUCCUUGGCGAUAGUGAACCAAGCGGCCGGAGGUAAUCGUGUUAUGGAUGAUGGUCUUGGACCCAGCGUGCUGAGUAGACUUGAUAGAGACAUUAUAUCUCUUUCUGGUGUCAGCUGCGUUAUGAUAUUUGAAGGCAUAAACGAUAUUGGCAUGGAACCCGCCGAUUCCUGUAGUCAAGGGGCCCUUAGCAAUCGGCUAAUUGCAUCGUAUAAGCAAAUUGCUAUCCGACUAAGAUCGCAGGGCAUUGCAAUCUUUGUAGCGACGUUGACGCCUUUUGGCCUUUCGCAAGUGGACCCUAAAGAGGAGUCAACGAGACAGGCUGUCAACAACUGGAUUCGCACAAGCAGUAUCUUCGACGCUGUCAUUGACUUCGAUGAGAUCUUACGGGACCCAGCACACCAUUCGUUACUAAAAAGAGAAUAUGACUCAGGCGAUGGAUUACACCCUAAUCAGAGCGCAUUUUACGCCAUGGCAGACUCUUUUCCGAUCGACAUUUUCGAGAAACUAUUUUAA